AUGAAAAGAGCCAGUAUAUUUUUUUUGCUUUCCAUAUUUUUUAUUUUUAAGUAUACUCAAUCAAGUGACAUACCUUUAAAUGAAUUAUCAGAAAGUAGAGAAAAUGAAACAGAUAACCAUUUAGAAACCACAGAUGUAGACCAACCUGAUGAAAAUGAAGCUGAAAAUGAAGAUGAAAAUGAAAAUGAAGAUGAAAAUGAAGAUGAAAAUGAAGAUGAAGAAGAUUCAUUUGAACAUUCCGAAAUUUUUAACAUCUUAAGAGAAAAUAAUGAAGAUAUUGAGGAUUCAAAUCAACCAGAUGAAGUAAAUGGUGCAACUUCAAAUGAAGCAAAUGCUACAAACCCUUUAGAUGAAGUUAGAGAUCCAAAUAGACAUCAUAAUGACCAUAAUAAAAUAAUAUCAAAUAUAGAAAAUUAUGCAAAUUUUGAUAAUAUUGAUACAGAAACUUUACAAGAAAGUAUAAAUAAUAUGAUGGAGACAGAAGGUAUGUCUGAUAUAAUUCAAUUUUAUUUUGAAAAUAGAGACGGAAAUAUAGAUAAUAAUCAACUAAUUGAACAAUUACAAAAACUUAAUAAUAAUAAAGCACUAUUAAAAAAUAUCAGACAAUUUUUAAUUGAUAAUUAUAGUGUAAUAAAACGUUACAAUCUUUUAAGCGAGGCACAAUCAUUCAAAAAUUUUGAAUCCUUAGCUGAAUCAUCAUUGAAAAUCAUAGAUCAAAUGAUUAAUGGUGAAUUGAAUAAAGAUACAGAAUAG
Plasmodium yoelii is the source of this 753-nucleotide messenger RNA. Its product is annotated as conserved Plasmodium protein, unknown function. NCBI's taxonomy places the organism in Eukaryota, Apicomplexa, Aconoidasida, Haemosporida, Plasmodiidae. The transcript has a single exon. The coding region runs from base 1 to 753 and encodes 250 amino acids. The record is from RefSeq and is a predicted model, not a curated record.